This is a messenger RNA of Grammomys surdaster, 3824 nucleotides long. RefSeq names its product tripartite motif containing 66 (gene Trim66). Bases 96 to 3824 code for a protein of 1242 amino acids. The transcript is spliced from 19 exons. Lineage: Eukaryota; Metazoa; Chordata; Mammalia; Rodentia; Muridae. Gene Ontology annotation, molecular function: zinc ion binding; protein binding. The record is from RefSeq and is a predicted model, not a curated record.
AGCUCAUCUCCUGUCCUGGAUGUCAGCGCAUCUAUCUUACCAGAGAUGUAACUGAAUAUAUUUUUCUUCAGCACGUUUCUCCUGUGAAACCCACAAUGGCCAGGAACUGCUCGGAGUGCAAGGAGAAGCGGGCAGCACACAUCCUCUGCACGUACUGCAACCGCUGGCUGUGCAGCUCCUGCACAGAGGAGCACCGGCAUGUCCCAGCCCCGGGGGGCCCACUCUUUGCACGGGCACAGAAGGGAUCCUCAGGGGUGAAUAGUGGCUCUGGGGACUUCGCCUUGUACUGCCCUCUGCACACACAUGAGGUGCUCAAGCUCUUCUGCGAGACGUGCGAUGUGCUCACCUGCCACAGCUGCCUAAUGGUGGAACACAAGGAGCACAGAUGCAGACACGUUGAAGAAGUUCUCCAAAACCAGAGGAUGCUUCUGGAAAGUGUGACUACUCAGGUGGCACAUAAGAAAUCUGGCCUACAGACAUCUGCAAAGCAAAUUGAGGACAGGAUUUUUGAAGUGAAGCAUCAGCACAGGAAGGUGGAAAACCAGAUCAAGAUGGCCAAGAUGGUCCUCAUGAAUGAGCUGAACAAGCAAGCCAAUGGCCUCAUAGAGGAGCUUGAGGGCAUUACUAAUGAGAGAAAGCGGAAGCUGGAGCAGCAGCUACAGAGCAUCAUGGUUCUCAACCGGCAGUUUGAGCACGUGCAAAAUUUCAUCAACUGGGCUGUCUGCAGCAAAAGCAGUGUCCCUUUCCUUUUCAGCAAAGAGCUGAUUGUGUUUCAGAUGCAGCGGUUACUGGAGACGAGUUGUAACACAGAUCCUGGCUCUCCUUGGAGUAUCAGAUUCACCUGGGAGCCCAACUUCUGGACCAAGCAGCUGGCUUCCCUUGGCUGCAUAACCACUGAAGGUGGACAGCUGACCCGGGCAGAUGCUGCGGCUGCCUCUUAUGGGAGUUUACAGGGGCAGUCAUCCUUUUAUCAGAGCCACCAGGCCCCCAUGGCUCAGCAGGAGGCGCUCAGCCACCCCUCACACAAGUUCCAGUCUCCAGCACUGUGCUCCUCGUCUGUCUGCUGCUCCCACUGCUCCCCAGUCUCACCUUCCCUCAAAGGCCAAGUCCCCCCACCCAGCAUCCACCCAGUUCACAGUUUCCGGCAGCCUUCUGAAAUGGUACCCCACCAGCUGGGGCCACUGCAGUGUUCCACCCUGCUGCCCAGGGAGAAAGAGCUGGCCUGCAGUCCUCAUCCACCAAAACUGCUGCAGCCCUGGUUGGAACCACAACCUCCUGCAGAACAGGAGAGUCCAUCCCAGCGGCCAGGACAGCAGCUGGUUUCCCAGCCCGUGUGCAUCGUCCCUCCACAAGAUGUGCAGCCAGGAGCUCAUGCCCAGCCCACCAUACAGACACCCUCCAUCCAAGUUCAGCUGGGCCACCAUCAGAAGCUAAAGCUCAGCCACUUUCAGCAGCAACCACAGCAGCAGCCCCCACCCCCACCACCCCCACCUCCUCCACCCCCCCAGCAUGCACCUCCACCCUUGCCUCCAUCCCAGCACCUGGCUUCCAGUCAGCACGAGAGCCCUCCUGGGCCUGCCUGUUCCCAGAAUGUGGACAUUAUGCACCACAAGUUUGAGCUGGAGGAGAUGCAGAAGGACUUGGAACUUCUCCUGCAGGCCCAGCAGCCUAGCCUGCAGUUGAGUCAGACCAAGUCUCCUCAGCAUCUUCAGCAAACCAUUGUGGGGCAAAUCAACUACAUCGUGAGGCAGCCAGCUCCUGUGCAGUCUCAGAACCAGGAGGAUACCCUGCAGGUUACAGAGGAGCCACCAGCGUCUGAGGGCCCAAAGCCAGCUCUACCUGUUGAGAAGAAUACUGCUGCUUCCUUGCCCCAGACAUCUGGGGAGGAGACUCCUCACAGUGUCCCUCCAGUGGACAGCACCUCCCAGCACUCUUCUCCAAACGUGGUGAGAAAGCACGCCACCUCAGUGAGCAUCAUGGGCUUUUCCAACACUGUGGAGAUGGAGUUAUCGUCUACCAGGCUGGCGAGGGCCAUAGAGCCACAGAUCCACAGGGUGAGCAGCCUGGCUGCUCCCACGCACACGAUUCCUAGCUUGCUGAGUGGCCCACCACAAACUGUGUCCAACCUGAUGAGUGUUUCGAACCAUGCGAUGCCAAGCCUGACAGUCAGCCACCUGCAGCCUGUGCCAAACCUCGUGCGUGGCACAUUUCAGUCCACGACCAACCCGAGGGGUGACUCCUCCCAGGCCAUCACAAGCCUGGCGAGCACUCACUCACAAGCUGGGCCCAGCCUAAUGUCUGGGCACACCCAGGCUACACCGAGUCUGGCCACUUGUCCUCUGCAGGGCAUGCCUCCAGUUUCUGACAUACACGUGGAGACUAGAUCCAUAUCCAGUCCUGGGUCUGGCUCAACUGCAGAGAGGCUGGGCCCCAGAGAUGGGACUGAGUCCUCCCUGGGGAAUGCCUUGUGUAAGAUGGAAAGUGAGGAUUGUACCCGUUUCACAGACUCAGUAGGACAAGGCCCCACAGCCUCCAGUCUGGAUGGUCCCAAGGAUUUGGCUAUUCCCUCAGAACUGGAGGAACCAAUUAACCUCUCUGUGAAAAAACCUUUCCUGGCACCAGCGAUCAACACAUCUACUGCUCUUCAACAGUACCGGAAUCCAAAAGACUAUGAGAAUUUUGAACAAGGAGCCCUAGAACUGGAUACAAAAGAGAAUUCGGACAUCAGGGCUAUCAGUAGUGAGCCCAAGAUCCCCUACGUGCGACUGGAGCGGCUCAAGAUCUGUGCUGCCUCAUCAGGAGAGAUGCCUGUGUUUAAGCUGAAGCCUCAGAAAAACAGCCAGGACGGGAGCUUCCUCCUGGUGAUCGAGUGUGGCACUGAGUCCUCCAGCAUGUCUAUUAAGGUCAGCCAGAACAGCCUGCCUGAUGCCACCCAGGGCCCAGGUCUCGGGGGAAGGAAGGUCACUGUCACAUCUCUGCCUGGGCAGAGGCCACUAGAGGUGGACAGCACAUCUGAGGAACACAGACUCAUUCCUCGAACUCCGGGAACCAAGAAGAGCACCCCAGCCCCCAUAGAGAAUGAAGACUUCUGCGCUGUGUGCAUCAACGGUGGGGAGCUGCUGUGCUGUGACCGCUGCCCCAAAGUGUACCACCUUUCCUGCCACGUGCCAGCCUUGCUCAGCUUCCCAGGGGGAGAAUGGGUGUGCACUCUGUGCCGCAGCCUGACGCAGCCGGAGAUGGAGUACGACUGUGAGAACGCACGCUACAGUCACUCUGGAGUGCGGGCACUUCCUGGCUUAAGCACGUAUGACCAGAAGAAGUGUGAGAAGCUGGUCCUGUCUCUGUGCUGCAACAGCCUCAGCCUGCCCUUCCAUGAACCAGUCAGUCCCCUGGCCAGGCAUUAUUACCAGAUUAUCAAGAGGCCCAUGGACCUGUCAAUCAUCCGGAGGAGACUGCAAAAGAAGGACCCAGCUCACUACACCACUCCAGAAGAAGUGGUGUCAGAUGUGCGCCUCAUGUUCUGGAACUGUGCUAAGUUCAAUUAUCCUGACUCGGAGGUUGCAGAGGCUGGUCGCUGUCUGGAAGUGUUCUUUGAGGGCUGGCUAAAGGAGAUCUACCCAGAUAAAUGCUUUGCCCAGCCCCAGCAAGAGGAUUCAGACACUGAGGACGUAUCUGGCGAGAGUGGCUGUUCCACCCCUCAGGGCUUCCCGUGGCCUCCCUACAUGCAGGAAGGCAUCCAGCCCAAGAGGCGACGGCGGCAUAUGGAGAAUGAGAAGACAAAGAGAGUGUCAUUUCGUCUGACCAACAGCAUCUCGCAGGUGUGA